Syzygium oleosum is the source of this 2045-nucleotide messenger RNA. Its product is annotated as B-box zinc finger protein 21-like. The transcript has 3 exons. The coding region runs from base 289 to 1233 and encodes 314 amino acids. Gene Ontology annotation, molecular function: zinc ion binding. Gene Ontology annotation, cellular component: nucleus. The record is from RefSeq and is a predicted model, not a curated record. Gene Ontology annotation, biological process: regulation of DNA-templated transcription; photomorphogenesis. Lineage: Eukaryota; Viridiplantae; Streptophyta; Magnoliopsida; Myrtales; Myrtaceae.
AUCUUGAUCCAUCUCUUUCUCUUACAUCAUCAUCCCAAGUGCGUGUGUUCUUUUUUCUUUCCCAUGCUGUUGAAAAAAGCCACUCCUUUUCUUGUUCAAACUUCAAGCCCACCCAAGACGUUGCGCACACCUCUCUCUGUCCAAACCCAUUUCCAUCUUCUUGAUCCUCCUCCUCCUCCUCCAACAUCCCAGUUUCAACGCCUCUCUCUCUCUCUCUCUCUCUCUCUCUGUCAAAUUCUUGGAAGCUUGACGGAAGAAGGGGAAGAAAAGGGUUAGGAGGAGGACCAGAUGAAGAUCCAGUGCGACGUGUGCAUCAAGGACGAGGCGUCCGUGUUCUGCACCGCCGACGAGGCAGCGCUCUGCGGGGGGUGCGACCACCGCGUCCACCACGCCAACAAGCUCGCCUCCAAGCACCAGCGGUUUUCCCUUCUCUGUCCUUCCCCUAAGGAAUUCCCUCUCUGCGACGUCUGCCAGGAGAGGCGAGCGUUCUUGUUCUGUCAACAGGACCGGGCCAUUCUCUGCAGGGAGUGCGAUCUUCCGAUACACACGGCCAACGAGCAUACCAAGAAGCACAACAGGUUCUUGCUCACGGGAGUGAAGCUCUCCGCUACAUCGGAAGUCUACGCAUCUGCUGCCGGUAGCGCCUCCCCGUCCAACGGAUGCGAUGUCGUCCCCGACUUCAAGUCCGAGGCAUCAUCCUCAAUCAAGAAGCCGGUCUCUGUUUCUGCGACGCUCUCGGGCCCUCGAAAGGCAGCGGCGAGCGCGGCAUCGGCAGCGGCGGCUGCAUCCGCAGCGGUGGUGAACAACAAGGAUGGAAGCAACAACAGUCUGUUGGGCGACCAGGAAAGUGGUUCGAACGGGUCAACGAGUAGCAUAUCAGAGUACUUGAUAGAGAUGCUGCCAGGCUGGCACUUUGAGGACUUUCUUGAUUCCUGCUCUGCUUCCUUUGGUUUCUGUAAGAAAGACGAUGGUUUAUUGCCAUUCACGGACAAUGAUCUUGAGAGUGAAAUGAGUUCCUUCCCAUCUGAAAAUUUGGGAAUUUGGGUCCCUCAAUCUCCAAACCCAGUGUGGUCUAGUCAGUUCUCUUACCAAAAUGGUGGGAUCACAGGAGGAUUCAAGCAGACAAAAGAGCCUGCAACCAUGAGACCCGGCAAGAGGUGGAAUGAUGAUGUCUUUGCAGUUCCAGAAAUCAGUCCUGCAUCCGCUGGAUUCAAGAGAUCUAGACCCUCUUGAUUGAAUUAGGAAGUUGGUGCUAUCCAUUUUGUGAAAAAGAAGAAGAAGAAGAAGAGGAAGAUGAAAGCCUCAAGCUAAUAUUUUUCUAACAUGGCUUUGAGUUUCCCUCUACUUUCUUAACCUUUACCUUCAUGUUUGAUCUGUUCUAAGUUUGAUCUUCCCUUGGUUUCUCCUUGUGAUUGACCCUCCCUGGGUUAGGUCUCAUAAUUUUGUCCCUUUUUUGCUCUGUACUGGCGCAAGUGCUUGUAUAUAGUUACUACUGAACUUUAACCGUGCUUUUCUGCCAACUAGUGGAAAUCUCUCGUUUAGUUUAGCACGAAAAUUGGGUUUGCCAUCCGUCUUUCCUUUCUCCUACUUUUAUCUGGGCCAAAUGACCAUUGUCUGACUCAAGUACAUUCAAGAGAAUUCAGGACAAGGAAAGGUAAUCUGCAAUCAUGACUACAAAAAGAAGUUAAGAGGGACAACACAAUCUCUGUUUUUGGUAGGGUCCUGUUUGUAUUAUUAGGAAUGUCACUGUUUGUAGUGGAAGAGGAUGGGAUACAUUGAAAGUGGUGACCAUGGUGGUGAUGGUUAUGACGUGGGGAUCAGACAGAAAAGAUUGGAAGGGGGAGGGUUCAAAGUAGGGUGUGACGAGCGGCAUUUGUCUGCAUUUAGAAAAAAUUCUUUCAUAGCAAGUCCUAAUUAUCUUUGCACUGCCAUGUAAAGCACACUGUAUCAGAGGGAUAAGCUCAACUGCUUUGUUCUCCCCUCUUCUUUUUGCCCUUUCAUCGUCAUGUACUGUGAUGAUAAAUAUGACAUGUAUCUUUGUGUCA